AUGGCAUCGCUUGCGAAAAAGAGAAAGAUGAACUUUUCGGAGCGAGAGGUAGAAAUAAUUGUGGAGGAAAUAGAGAAACAAAAGCAUACUCUGGUUAACCACUUCAAUGCUGGAGUCACCCACAUUGCGAAGAAUAACGCGUGGGUGGAGAUUCUCAGAAAGGUGAACGCCGUCACCACCUGCCCAAGAGAGCUGGCCGAGGUCAAGAAGAAGUGGUCUGACAUGAAGACCGAAGUUCGGCGCAAAGUGGCCCAAGCCCGAGCCGCUAUCGAGGGGACCUCCGCGGACUGCGCUCCCGUUCCCGUCAUCCUCACUGCCAUGCAGCAGAGGAUCUGCAACCUCCUGGGGGAGGCCACCAUCAUCAGCCUCCCCGCCAGCGACUCGGAUGCCGAGAUCACCUUACCAGUCACCAUGAACACAUCUGCAACUGUGACGCUGGCGGAGACUCUUCAGACUGGCACAGGAACAGUUUGUAAUGAAGCAAAACCAUCGAAUGGUGAGACGACAUAUCACACGCUGGAAGAGGGCGGUGUGGUGGAGUACUGCACCACAACGGUAGGGGACGCCACUCCUACUGUGGUGACAGCUGUGGAAGCUCCUGUGGAGAUGUUAGCUCCAGCUUUGGCUUCACCUCCACUGUCCCAAGGUCAGACCAAGCCCCAGGAGCUGAAAAGCCGCAUUGCCCUCAACUCAGCCCGUUUACUGCAAGAGCAGAGAGUCACCAAUGUCCACGUGAGACAGAUUGCCCAGCACCUCGAGGGCCAGAAUGAACUACUGCAGAUGAUGCGCCGCUCCCAGGAGGCGCAGGCAUAUGCCCAGGAAAGACAGGCCCAAGCUCUGGAAGGCACCCAGGCUGCCUUGCUUGCUUUGGUACAGAUGCUACGGCCUGCACUUAAAGACCUGCGCAAAUUCUUGCAGAGCGGGAUGGAAGCUGCCAACUUCAGCAACACAGCCAUGGGGGGGACAACGGACGGGUCGGGAUCAGAAGACCAGGGCAAACCAAAGACCCCACCACCCCCACAGCAAGCAGAGGAGACACAUUAGACAUGGUGUGUGUGUGUGUGUGUGUGUGUGUACAUAUAUUUGUGUGUAGUGUUGAAUGCUACCUUUAUGUCCGUGUGGCGCAUAGUCAAGUUUUCUCAAAUCCAUUCCACACCUGAGAGAACCACAUACACACCUGGCAAGCGUGAGUCACCGCGUGUACCCCGUGUUCAGUAUGGUUUGUGCUUUUAGACCACCCCACAGGAAGGGUUCAAAGGUCGUGGUGAGAGUUCUUUUAGUUUUUACUCUAUUUUUGGUCAUAUUUCACACUGAUUUGAUCAAAGUGGGGCCUGAUUCAGACUGUACGUGGCUACAAACGCACAAUCUUGAGGUAUUUCUUUGUAGUAGAGUUGUCAUGGUUAAUGGUUUUCUGGGUUGAAUGUGAUGUCCAACAACUUUGAACAAGUUCUUUUUUACAAAAUAAAACAUAUAUAUUUAUGCUCCAGCACUGACAUUUAGCGACUAGUUUAAAUGAACAGACAAGUGCAACAACACACCCACGUGUCAACGUGAAGGAGGUGGUGGUGUUGCGUCGCCGUGUGUUUUCUGCUUGCCGGUGUCUCGUUUCAGUCGAACCUGAGGACAUUUACGUGACAAGGGAACAUCAAGGAAAGCCGCCGGCCCUAUUUCGUAGGACAAAGUAACGUCGGCAUUAUUUAAAGACGACGGGUCAACCUGCUUACAGAAACGGUGAGCGCACACGGAGGGCGUGUGGCUCCCUGCAGCGCCGCACCAAGGAGCAGACUUUGCAGACUCUGAGAGUAAUGGUGCACACACCAUCUAAGGCAUGCUUUAUAGACAUCUUCCUGGACUCAGAGGUCUUCAGGUUGUAGGUCCAGCUCUGUGUCUUCCAACCU
Lampris incognitus (smalleye Pacific opah) is the source of this 1898-nucleotide messenger RNA. It is a transcript of the gene naif1, whose product is annotated as nuclear apoptosis inducing factor 1. Gene Ontology annotation, cellular component: nucleus. Bases 1 to 1044 code for a protein of 347 amino acids. Lineage: Eukaryota; Metazoa; Chordata; Actinopteri; Lampriformes; Lampridae. The transcript has 3 exons. The record is from RefSeq and is a predicted model, not a curated record.